Megalopta genalis is the source of this 8351-nucleotide messenger RNA. RefSeq names its product Fatty acid synthase 1 (gene FASN1). Gene Ontology annotation, biological process: fatty acid biosynthetic process. Lineage: Eukaryota; Metazoa; Arthropoda; Insecta; Hymenoptera; Halictidae. The record is from RefSeq and is a predicted model, not a curated record. Gene Ontology annotation, molecular function: phosphopantetheine binding; 3-oxoacyl-[acyl-carrier-protein] synthase activity; fatty acid synthase activity.
GGUAGACGCUAGCCAGUUCUCUGCGACGUGUUCGCGACGCUUGUGCCGGUUAUUGAUAAAUAGGGAACAACCGCACGUCGUCGCCUGGAAACAGUCGAACAGAGAAAUCAUUUUUCUUAGUCCGUAACAAUUCUAUACAUUCCAUUGUUUCUUCAAGCGUAGAGAGUAUAGGUCGGUCGGUUUGGAUCCACCCUGUUUCGUUGUAGACAAAUUUCAUUGUGUACAACUGUCGACGCAGGAUUUUCCGGUGAUAAGAGGACACACUGAAUUCGACUCGCUUAUCAGGAUUGUAUCCACGUGCGAGCUUACUGUCCACUAGGCUCUCGCGUCUGAUACAUUUUGCGAGAACGGCUAUUUAGAAGAAUCGUCGCGACAAUUUGUCAGUGAAAAUGCCGGCCCAAUUUGAGAGCGCGAACAGCCCCAUCGCGAGGGAACCAGUGAACGGUAACACACAAUAUCUCAAGGAUGACAUCGUCAUUAGCGGUUUCUCAGGCCGUUUCCCAGAGUCUGAUAAUCCAGAGGAGUUGAAGAAAAAUUUAUUCGAGGGCAUUGAUAUGAUCACCGACGACGAACGUCGAUGGACAGCCGGUAUUUACGGUUUACCAAAAAGAACAGGCAAAUUGAAGGAUAUCAAACAUUUUGAUGCCACGUUUUUCGGCGUCCACGCCAAACAAGCUCAUUUGAUGGAUCCGCAACUUCGAUUGCUCCUGGAAACAACGUACGAGGCCAUAGUCGAUGCUGGCAUUAAUCCACAAGAGAUUAGAGGCUCGAAGACUGGUGUGUUCGUCGGUGUUUCUGCCUCGGAGACGAACGAGAUGUGGACGAAAGAUCCGGAAGCAAUCAAUGGGUAUGGUUUGACCGGAUGCUGCAGAGCGAUGUUUCCCAACAGAGUGUCUUUCGCUUUCGACUUUAAUGGGCCAAGUUACGCGAUAGACACAGCCUGUUCGUCGGCAUUGUACGGUCUGCAUCAAGCAAUCAGUGCGAUGCGCGCAGGAGAGUGUGAUGCGGCUAUCGUUGCUGGAUGCAGCCUUUUGUUGAAGCCAACGUCGUCCCUCGAAUUUCAUAGAUUAAGCAUGUUAUCAGCGGACGGCAUGUGCAAAGCAUUCGAUGCCGAUGGAAAGGGCUACGUCAGAUCCGAGACUAUCGGUGUUUUGUAUUUACAAAAGUUAAAGGACGCGCGCCGAGUCUACGCUACUGUUAUACAUUCCAAGACCAACACAGACGGCAACAAAGUCGAGGGUAUCACGUUUCCGAACGGACAGAUGCAGAAUAAAAUGAUGCACGAGGUGUACGCGGAAGCUGGCGUGAAUCCGGCGGACGUAGUCUACGUGGAAGCACACGGAACUGGCACGAAGGUCGGCGAUCCUCAAGAAAUCAACUCUGUCGCUAAUUUGUUCUGCAAAGGCAGGAAAACUCCUCUUCUUCUUGGAUCUGUGAAAUCGAAUUUAGGUCACGCGGAACCGGCUAGUGGGAUAUGUUCUAUGGCCAAAACGUUGAUUGCCAUGGAAGCGGGAGUGAUACCGGGCAAUCUUCAUUUCAAAAAUCCGAACAAGGAUAUACCCGCGCUACACGACGGCAGCAUUCAGGUUGUAGAUAAAAAUAUGCCAUGGAAGGGCGGCCUGGUUGCCGUAAAUUCCUUCGGCUUUGGCGGAGCCAACGCACACGUACUUCUUCGUAGCAAUCCGAAACCAAAGCUGUCCCCGGUCUUAGAUAGUAAAAUACCCAAGUUAAUCACUGUAUCCGGUCGCACAGAGGAGGCUGUACAGGUUCUCCUAGAUAAAGCCAAAGAACACAUGAAGGACGACGAGUUCAUUGCUCUUCUUCAUGACACUUACGCGUUGAACAUACCUGGCCAUCUUUACCGUGGUUAUUCCGUGUUGGGAACCGCUGGAGCCGAAGAAACCAAUCAAAUUAAUGCUUCAGAGAAACGUCCUAUUUGGUUCGUAUUUUCUGGUAUGGGCUCACAAUGGGCAGGCAUGGGCAAGGACUUGCUUUGCAUCGAACCAUUCAAGCGAAGCUUGCAUCGUUGCGCCGAUGCCCUGAAACCGGAAGGGAUCGAUCUGAUGGACAUCAUUCUGAAUUCAACAAGCGAAUCAUUUGUUGAAAAUGUUGUACACUGCUUCAUAUCGAUAGCGGCCAUUCAAGUUGCCCUCGUAGACCUCCUGGCAUACUUGGGCAUUCAUCCAGACGGUAUCAUUGGACACUCGGUUGGUGAACUGGGAUGCGCGUACGCUGAUGGUACUUUCACACCGGAACAAACAAUUUUGGCUGCCUAUUGGCGAGGAAGGUCCAUUCUGGAUUCAAAAUUACCGCUAGGAGCUAUGGCUGCUGUGGGAUUAAGUUGGGAAGAGGCUAAAAAACGAUGUCCAGCGGAUGUAUAUCCAGCUUGCAACAACUCCAGCGAUUCUGUAACCAUUUCCGGACCAGUUGAUGUUAUGAAAAAGUUCGUGGAGGAAUUGAAGAAGGAGAACAUUUUUGUACGAUUGGUAGACAGCAGCGGCGUCGCGUUCCACAGCAAAUACAUGGCUCCCGCUGGUCAGAAUUUGCGCUCCGCUUUGGAAAGAAUCAUUCCGAAUCCGAAACCGCGUACUUCCAGGUGGAUCUCUACGUCCAUACCUGACGGAGGUUGGGACAACCCGCUGGCGCAAUUGAGUUCAGCAGCUUACCACGUGAACAACUUAUUGUCGCCUGUGCUGUUCAAGCAAGGAUUAACUUAUGUGCCCGAGAACGCGAUCGCGAUAGAAAUUGCCCCGCACUGUUUGUUGCAGGCGAUUUUACGCAGAACACUCUCGAAAAACGUGACCAACAUCGGUUUGCAUAAACGGGACCAUAAGGACAAUUUAUUCUUCUUGCUCGAGAACUUAGGGAAAUUGUACAUGGCCGGUGCACAGCCCAAGAUAUCUAAACUGUAUCCUCCGAUCAGUUAUCCGGUCGGCCGUGGAACGCCGAUGCUUAACUCGCUUGUUAAAUGGGAUCACUCCACUGAAUGGAUGGUAGCCGAUUUCUGCAAGGCCGAUGGCCUUUCUGGCGAAAGCGUGAUCGAGUUCGACCUGUCCAAGGAAUCGGACGCGUACAUAGCUGGCCACACGAUCGACGGAAGAGUUCUCUUCCCAGCUACAGGUUACUUGGUACUCGUAUGGAAAACGUACGCCAAAUUGCGCAACGUUGACUUCGAGAAACUGCCGGUUGUGUUUGAAAACGUGAAACUCCUGCGUGCCACUAUCAUGCCGAAAGAAGGAUCAGUUAAAUUCUUUGUUAAUAUAUUCAUGGGAAGCAAUGAAUUCGAGAUCUGUGAAAAUGGGUCCGUAGUAGUAACCGGGAAGAUAUCUGUACCGGAGAAUACGGAGAGAAUGUUGUUGAACCUUCCCACGCCGAACGUACGAAAUGAUCCUGAAUUGUUGGAGUUGGACACUAAAGAUGUUUAUAAGGAGCUUAGACUGCGAGGAUACGAAUACACUGGAGAUUUCCAAGGUAUUAAGUCUGCUAACAAUCGCGGCGGCAAUGGAAAGCUUCUGUGGACCAAUUGGAUUUCAUUCAUGGACACCUUACUCCAAAUUACCAUUUUACAAAAGGACACCAGAUCCUUGCAUUUACCAACUCGUAUACAGUAUGUUGCUGUUAAUCCUGUUCUCCAUAUGGAAUUAGUGAAUAACCUGAAAGAAGACGAGACUCUUCCGGUCCAUUGCUACAAGAAUAUUGAUGUUGUUAAAUCCGGCGGUGUUGAAAUCAGAAAGAUGAAAGCAUCCUUAGCCCCAAGAAGACAGCAAUCUCAGAUCCCUCCCAAGUACGAAAAAUACACGUUCAUACCCUACAUAAACCCGAAACCAACGGUAGAUGACCCUGAAAAGGCUAAAGUGAAUGCCCUUACUAUCUUAUUGCAAAUUGUUCGUGAAAAUUUGGCAGCAUUGAAAGUGAAAGUCGUAGAAGUAGCUGACAAUCGUCCUGCAGAUGCUCUCUUCGCAAGCACUAUAUUGGACAUUCUGUACAGCGAACCCAGCGUCACUGUUGAUUACCAAGUCGCUGCAACUAACACAGAACAGUACAGCAACUUGAAUGUGGAGAAUGUAAAAGUUGUGCAUAAGGAUGUAAACGCUACAACCGUGGGACAAGAUUUACAUUUUGUCGUGGCUACGAACGUACUGUCUAAGAACACCGAAUCCGCAUUGAAAAAUCUGUCCAACAGUUUGAAGGCAGGAGGCUUCGUACUGCUCGAAGAAUCCGGUUUGAUUAACGCGAACAGCCUGAACACCGCGAACUUGACGAAUGUAGCUAAACAAGUAACCCAUGGAAGGACUUAUGUUUUACUUAAGAAGACUGAACAGUUAGCAGAACCGAUGAUCGUCCAAAUAACAGAGAAGAACUUCCAGUGGGUGGAAAAUCUUAAAGCAGCCAUGAAGAAAGCCGCAACUGAGCAACAACAGAUUCUUAUAGUUAAUCAAGGCGAAGAGCUGUUUGGUAUGGUUGGACUUAUGAAUUGCAUUCGCCGUGAAGAAGGCGGUUCCAACGUACGUUACGUGUUUAUUCAAGACAAAACCGCACACAAGUUCAGUCUCAAGGACAAACUCUAUGCCGAGCAAUUGAACAAACAAUUGAUGGCCAAUGUAUUGAAAGGAGGAAAUUGGGGAAGCUACCGUCACUUAAUCUUAGACCAGCAAAUAGGAGCGUCUUCUCUUCAAGUUGAACAUGCAUAUAUCAACGCUUUGUUCAGAGGCGAUCUGAGUAGUUUGCGAUGGAUCGAGAGUCCUCUGAGCUAUUACCAGCCGGAGAAAUCCGUAGGAACAGAGCUUUUCCACGUGUACUAUGCUCCAUUGAACUUCCGAGAUGUGAUGUUGGCCACUGGAAAGUUGCCGCCUGAUGCUCUGCCCGGCAACUUAGCUAAUCAAGAUUGUAUAUUGGGUCUUGAAUUCUCUGGGCGUAAUUCGAAGGGUGAACGAGUGAUGGCGAUGGUGCCUGCACGCGGUUUAGCGACCACUGUAGUAGCAGACUCUGGAUUCUCAUGGAUUGUACCCAGCAAAUGGACUCUGGAGCAAGCUUCGACAAUUCCAGUAGCCUACGCAACCAGUUACUACGCCUUGUUUGUUCGAGGUGGCCUGAAACGUGGCGAAAGCGUCCUUAUUCAUGCCGGUAGCGGCGGUGUUGGUCAGGCUAGCAUUUCCAUAGCUCUACACGCAGGUUGCACAGUGUUUACUACGGUUGGCACGCCCGAGAAGCGACAGUUCUUGAAGAACAUGUUCCCGCAGUUGACCGACAGAAACAUCGGCAAUUCUCGAGAUACUAGCUUCGAACAAUUAAUAAUGAACGAAACAAAUGGUCGCGGUGUGGAUGUAGUGCUGAAUUCGUUGGCCGAGGAGAAGCUGCAGGCGAGUAUCAGAUGUCUCGCCGAGGGCGGGCGAUUCCUCGAAAUUGGAAAAUACGAUCUGUCCAAUGACGCGCCUCUAGGAAUGUCGUUGUUCUUGAAAAAUACGGCUUUCCAUGGGAUAUUAUUGGAUGCCAUCUGCGAAAUUGACGGUCCUGAGAGGAAGAAAGUGGUCAGGCUUGUGAAAGAAGGUAUGGAAAAUGGUGCCGUUCGUCCGUUGCCAGCAACCGUUUUCUCAGAACAGCAAAUUGAACAGUCGUUCAGGUUCAUGGCUACCGGUAAACACAUAGGGAAAGUUGUGUUGAAGAUUCGCGAAGAAGAGAAGGAGAAGGUUGUACCGCACCCAGCUCCAAAGAUUGUGGCAGCCAUUCCACGCACGUAUAUGAAUCCGAACAAGUCUUAUAUACUGGUCGGCGGUCUUGGUGGAUUCGGUGCAGAACUUGCUGAAUGGAUGAUCAACCGCGGCGCGAAACAUUUAGUACUGACGUCCCGGUCCGGUAUCCGCAAUGGUUUCCAAUCUCUGUGUGUUCGACGUUGGCGCGAAUCCGGCGUGAACGUUUCAAUCUCAACGGAGAACGCGUCCACGAUGGCCUCGGCAAAGAAGCUCGUCGAAGACAGCAACAAGAUCGCUCCCGUUGGCGGGAUCUUCAACAUGGCGGCUGUUCUAGUCGACAAUGUGCUCGAAUCCCUCAACGAGGACGAUUUCGAAAAAGUAGCGACACCUAAAGUUGCUGUUACCAAAUGUCUGGAUGCGGUGUCACGAAAGAUGUGUUCCCUGCUGGACUAUUUUGUCGUCUUCUCUUCCGUUUCGUGUGGUAGGGGUAACAUUGGCCAAACGAAUUACGGUCUUGCAAACUCUGCCAUGGAGAGAAUAAUAGAGCAGAGACAAGCGAACGGUCUUCCUGGUCUUGCUAUUCAGUGGGGAGCUAUUGGAGAUGUGGGAUUAAUUUUAGACUCUGUUGGUGGCGGUAACGAUACUGAAAUCGGUGGUACUAUGCCACAGCGCAUUGGAAGUUGUUUAGAAACUAUGGACGUCUUCCUACAGCAACCCCAUCCUGUCCUGGCUUCUAUGUGCGUAGCCGACCAACGUAAGAGUCAAGACACAAGCAACAGAGUCAGCAUUGUUCAGGCGGUUGCCAAUAUCUUGGGUAUCAAAAAAUUGGAAAGCAUUAAUUACACUGUCACACUGGCCGAUCUUGGAAUGGAUUCUUUGAUGGGAACAGAAAUUAAACAAUCGUUAGAAAGAAACUACGAUCUAGUUCUAUCCGCGCAGGAUAUUCGUAACUUGACGUUCGACAAGUUGAGAUCGUUCGAGACCGGAGCGGUUGACGUUGCUGAUGAGACGCAAGGUGAAGAUGAAGCUGAGUCGCACUUCCUAUACCAUGCUGAUAACGUAGAUAUUAUUCCUGUGGAAUCCAUUGUUCAACUAAAAACGAAGGGUUCGAAGGGAGCACCUUUAUUCUUUGUUCACGCUAUCGAGGGAUUGAUUGAUUCUCUGAAGGGCGUAGCUAGCGAAUUGAAUCGUCCUGCUUGGGGCUUCCAAUGCGUUCAGAACACCCCGUUGAAUACCAUGGCGGAUCUAGCAAAGUUUUACAUUCAGGAAAUGAAGAAAAUCCAGAAAAAGGGACCAUAUCAUAUAGUAGGCUACUCGUUUGGAGCAUGUGUCGCCUUUGAAAUGGCUCUUCAGUUGGAAACCACUGGUGAAAAAGUAGUUCUAACACUUCUGGACGGAUCACCGGAAUUCGUUAGAUUGCAUUGCGUUGAAAUAGGAAAACAUGCAAGUGCGUCAAAAACAGACAUUGUUGAGGAUAAUUGCAGGAAAACUUUGUCGUUCUUCAUUAAACAGUUUAAUGACAAAAUCCGUUUCAUUGAGGCGUAUAAUAUUUUGAAGGAUACACCCGACGACGAAGUAUUGGACAAAAUGGUAGAGACGAUAAAUAACAAAGACUUGAAGAAGGAAGAAUUGAAAACUGCUGGUAUGUUGUUCCACAAAAAGCUGCAGGCAGCUUACUACUAUGUCCCAGGUUUUAAAUUCAGCGGAGACAUCACGUUAAUACGAAUUCAAGAGAAUUUUAUUCAUUUGAAGAAGGAUUACGGUCUAUCGGAGAUUUGUCAAAAAGAGGUACGGAUCGAAGAAUUGCCUGGAAACCACAGAACCUUGUUGACAGGAGACAAUGGCAAGGAAAUAGCGAAGAUGCUAGAAACGUAAACUUACGUCUACUUAUAUGAAAACAUCGGAGAAUUGAGGAACUCGCGAAUCUUUAUCAGUUUCGUAUAGAUAAGUUGUAGAAAGUAUCAAUGUACAAUAAUAUUGAUAAAGCUCAUCUUACAACUUAAUUAUUAAUAUUUAAUAAUUCUUAGAUAUUCUGUGUAAAGUUCCUUUUGUACAAAUGUUUUUCCCUUGAGGUUUCCACUUCGCAUUGUUCAUUCAUCACUCGCAUUAAUUUAUAUACUGAAUUUAUAUGACAAGAUUACUUUAGCGGUACCUUUUUUGUUUCAUUUGUAAUAUUUGUCAGGUAGUACGAACGGGUAUUACUGUAAUUAUUUAACGGAUUUUAAGUAUAAAUAUUUAAGUACCUUUAAGUACUAUAGGUUUUUAUAAUGGUUGCUAGUGGACAAGUUAACCAUUGUUUAGACCUAUGGCAUAUAUACAUAUAUAUAUGUUCCAUUUUGCAUUAACGAAUGACAUUUCACAACUAGAUCUCCGGGAAUCCAUGACAUUUUUAAACAAUAGAAAUAUGUGCAACUAGUAAGAAAAUUUUACAGAGGAAACUAAUGAUAAUUUAAACAUACAGUUGAUAAUAAAUAAACAUUCAUAGAAGUUGAUAAACAUUCACAAUAGUUUUUUUCAUUAACAGCAAUAUGUUUAUUAAGUUAAAAAUUGUAAAUGUUUCCAGCUAUUUUGAUUGUCAUUGAAUUUAUGUAAUCUGCACUUGUUAUAUGUUACAUCUUUCCUUGUAUUAUAUUAAUAAGCAAAUAAAGAGCAUUAAAUAAA